This is a messenger RNA of Aspergillus wentii DTO 134E9, 1927 nucleotides long. RefSeq names its product putative flavin-containing amine oxidasedehydrogenase. The coding region runs from base 1 to 1524 and encodes 507 amino acids. Gene Ontology annotation, molecular function: oxidoreductase activity. The transcript is spliced from 4 exons. The record is from RefSeq and is a predicted model, not a curated record. NCBI's taxonomy places the organism in Eukaryota, Fungi, Ascomycota, Eurotiomycetes, Eurotiales, Aspergillaceae.
AUGGCCGACAAGCGCAAGAAGAUAGCCAUCAUCGGAGCCGGGGCUGCAGGCAUGUCCUGCGCCUCGACUCUGUCCAACCACCCCGGCAAAUUCGACAUCACGGUGUUCGACAUCGCGCCUCAAACAGGCGGCCAGGCAACCUCCAUCCCUCUUGACUCGUCCAUAUACGGUGCAUCCUGGCUGAAUGAUGGCGUGCAAGGCGGCUCUGCGAUAUUCAGACACACGUUCCAAUUCUUCCGUCGAUUCGGGUACGAACCACAACCGGUGAAACUGCAAGUCGCGUUCGGGAAGGGCAAAGACGAUUUCUGGACGAAUGUGUUCCCCAGUCCGCUGGUGGACAGAUUCAGCGCGGAGAUCAAGAAACUAGGACGCGUGUUGAAGUGGAUCAAGUGGUUGAUGCCCCUGUUGGGCGUGUUGCCAGUCAAGUCCAUACUGUGGCUAUUCAGGUUCAGCGAGGAGUUUCGGAAUAAGAUGGUGCUGCCACUACUGGCGUUGUUUCUGGGAACGGGGAAUCAGACACCAAAUGUGUCGAGUGUCUUGCUGGAGAGGCUGUUUGAUGAUCCGCAGAUGAGGCUGUGGGAGUAUGAUCCAGACACGUUGCUCCCCAAUCUACCGACCAUGUACACGUUUCCGAAUCUGCGCAAUUUCUACCACGACUGGAUGAGUGAGUUACAGCGCAGGGGAGUGAAAUUGCAGCUCAACACGCGCGUUGAGAUCCUGAAGCGGGAUAAACGCGGUGUACGAUUACGAGAUACAGAGACGGGGAUGGAGAGCGAAUACGACGAUCUCGUCCUGUGUGUUCCAGCCGAUGAAGCGAAAUCUCUUCUAGGAAAACACGCGACAUGGCGAGAACGAUGGGUGCUUGGGGGCGUGCAUUUCUACAACGACCUCACCAUCACCCAUUCCGACGCGGACUAUUUCACCUAUCUCUUUGAAACGAGAUACGGCUCCAAUCUCACCGCUAAAGCAUCGACAUCCACACGAAAAGACCAAAUAUCAUUCGCAUCACAGAACCCCCUCUCGCAAAAGGAUGGCUGGAAGGGCUUUGCGCCGAUGUAUUACAUCCAUGGGUAUCCAACCGCCCCGGAGAAGAUCGAAAUGGGCUUCGACUGCACAAACUACCAGCAUCAGUUCAGAGAAGCAUUCGGCGAAGACCGUCCACCACCCGAGAAAGAGAGACACGUGUAUCAGACCAUCUUCCUGAACGACGCAGACAGCAAGCUCUGGACAUUUAACAGCAUCGACGAGAAGAAGAUCAUUGCCCGGAAAUGGUGGCAUCAGUUUGGACAUCGAUGGCAGCAUUAUCUGCGCGUCGUGCCGGGAAUGAUGUUUAUCAAUGGGAAGAAUCGGACCUAUUACGGUGGCAGUUGGACUAUGGUGAACAUGCACGAGAUCGCCUGCAUAUCCGGCAUCGCGGCUGCAUACCGUCUCGGGGCAGAAUACGAACGCUUCGACGACUUUGCAUCUGACUUUUUCGCCAAAUACCUUCUUGUCUGUCACGGGGUGCGGUAUAAAAAAAAGUAGCUUAUUUGAUACCUGCGUAAUAAUCUAUAAUACAUAUCUGAAACUCUCAAUCUCCCGAUCCGUCUUGUUGGACAAUUCCUGUUCCAGUUCCUCGUUCUCGUUGAGAUCAGAUGGAGAGCCGUAGAGAGCGUCUCGGCGACGGUUUUCCCAGAUAUAGUAGACCAGAAGGCAGAUGAGGAAGAAGAUGCCGAAUGCCAGGCCAGACAUAGCGGCUGUUAUUCCAGUCGGAUACGAAGGCUCCUCGGAAUCAAUAAAAAACUGGGGCCCAACAAUAUUGCCCACACAAUACGCGAUGAACAACAAGGCGCUGACAGUACUCUUCUUCGUAAAUCCCGCCACGUUGGAGGUGAUGAUACUCAACGAAAGAGGAAUGUUGGUGGCAAAGACAGCACCCAGCGACAAU